CCAUUUAUAUUCAGCCAUUUCCAGACUGAUUCCACCAUUAACGAUGCUUUUCCAAUUCUUUAGCGAUUGUGUGUUUCUUUGCUCUUCCCCCAAUUGUCAACUCCAUUUCAGCUCUCAACUACCACCAUGCCCAAUAAUUCUCUGAUCUCAACUUUCCGACCAACAGUGCACCAAAUACUCCUGCGCCCUCACAGACCCGAUACCUCCGGUUCAUCCACUUUUCGCCUAAAACCCUACUCGAAAAACUCAGUAUCCUUGAUCCUGUCAACAGGAGAAGGAAGACUUCCAGAUUUGAAGAUCAUGGCUAAGAAAAAGCCUAUAGAAGGAGUGAGCGAUCAGAUGAAUGCGAUUGCGUCUCAGAAUCUUGAUCAAGCACCUGCUCGCCGGAGAGUUAGAUUGGCUUUCACUCAAGUUCAGGAACAGCUUGAUCAUGUUUUGUUUAAGAUGGCUCCUACAGACAUCAGGACUGAAGAGUGGUUUGAAACGAACUCAAAAGGUCAAGAAAUUUUCUGUAAAAGUUGGUUGCCAAGGCCUGGAGUCAGAAUCAAAGCUGCUGUGUGUUUUGUUCAUGGAUAUGGCGACACUUGCACCUUUUUCUUUGAAGGCAUUGCAAAGAAAAUUGCUGCUGCUGGUUAUGGUGUUUAUGCCAUUGAUCAUCCUGGUUUUGGCCUCUCUGAAGGUCUACAUGGAUAUAUCCCUAAAUUUAGUGAUAUAGUUGACAAUGUAAUCGAACAAUAUACAAAAAUUAAAGGAAGACCCGAAGUGAGAGGGAUGCCUCGGUUUCUUUUAGGCCAGUCAAUGGGAGGAGCCGUUGCACUUAAAGUUCAUCUCAAAGAACAACGCGAGUGGGAUGGUGUAGUUCUUGUUGCUCCAAUGUGCAAAAUUGCAGAGGAAAUGAAGCCCCCGGAACCACUACAAAAAAUUUUAAUCUUUUUGUCACGAUUAAUGCCAAAAGCAAAACUUGUACCACAGAAAGAUCUUGCUGAGCUGGCAUUUCGGGACCCACAAAAAAGAAAAUUGGCGGACUACAAUGUCAUAUCGUACUCCGAUCAAACGCGAUUAAAGACCGCCGUUGAACUUCUAAACGCGACAAACGAACUCGAAUCAGAAGUCGAAAAGGUUUCAUCACCAUUGUUGAUACUUCAUGGAGCUGCAGACAGAGUAACAGAUCCUAAUAUCAGCAAGUUUCUUUACGAAAAAGCUGCCAGCAAGGACAAAAGUUUGAAACUUUAUGAAGGAAGUUAUCAUUGUAUUCUAGAAGGGGAAUCCGAUGAAAGAAUAUUCCAAGUGCUUGAUGACAUUAUUGCAUGGCUAGAUGCUCAUUGUUCUGUUAGAUAGCUGUUAUUUUAUUUAUUUAUUAUUAUUAUUAUUAUAAAUUAUUUUUUUUGUGGGUGUUGGUGAGAUUAAAGAAAUUCGGUUUAAGUUGCGUUGCGUUAAAGUAAACAAUCCAUUGAAACACGAGAUUGGAUUAUUUAUUCUUUUUGUUACCACGUUUUUGGUGGAUUUUGAUGAAUAUGUAUGUUGCUUAUGUGUAAUAUUUGGAAGAUUUGUAUUGCAAGACUUGUAGAAACAGAUUUGUUUGUUGUAUUAAUAAAGAAAUUGUUAGCUUGUUUAAGUGUC
Lactuca sativa (garden lettuce) is the source of this 1620-nucleotide messenger RNA. Its product is annotated as alpha/beta-Hydrolases superfamily protein. Lineage: Eukaryota; Viridiplantae; Streptophyta; Magnoliopsida; Asterales; Asteraceae. The record is from RefSeq and is a predicted model, not a curated record.